UUUAGUUUCAAUUUAAGUGUGAAAGUAAAUCCAGUCAUGGCUGGAAGUUACAAACUUGUAGCCGUUUUAGGCCUUCUGGCGUUUUGCGUCGGAGUUGCCAGACCAGCCAACAUCCUUGGUGUCUUCACUAGUACCAGUCCAUCUCAUCUUAUAAUUCACAUGUCAUACAUCAGAGCUAUGGUAGAACGUGGUCAUAAUGCAACAGUUAUAACUUCUUUACCCAUCAAGGACAAAAAUCCAAAAAUCCAUCAUAUCCUUAUUCCACAAAGUGAACAAAGGACGAAAGAAAUUGCUGAUGCUAACGAAAGAGCUAAGAAACCACGAAAUAUCCUUCAAAAAAUUAGAGAUGGAUUGAAUUCUGCCUUCUCCAAUGCUCCAAGACAAGCUGAUCCAAUUAAAGAUCAACGAUUCCAAGACUUUAUGCACAAUCCAGAUAAUAAAUUCGACCUCAUCAUUAUGGGAUAUUAUUUUAAUAACUUCCAUCUUGGUUUAGCUGGACAUUUUAAGUGUCCAAUUGUUAUAAGUUUUAUGACUUCGACAAAUUUGUUCCUCGACCGAUAUAUUGGAAAUCCACCAGAAGUUGCUUAUGUACCAGCUUCGCCAUUGGUAGCGGCACCAAAUCCAUUGAAAUUUAGUGGAAGAUUGAGCAAUUUCAUGACGAACUUCAUUUUCAGGAUUUUUGGAUUUUUCUUGAAUUGGCAAGAGGAUAAUUUGUACAAUGAAGUGUUUCCUCCUUCCAAAUAUCCUCCGUUUGAAGAAGUGAAGAAGAAGGUGUCACUGGUAUUGUGUAACUCACAUUUUACUGAUGGAUUUAUUCGUCCAAAUGUUCCGGCUUUGGUUGAUGUUGGUGGAAUUCAGAUCAAACCGAAGUCUAAUCCUUUGCCAGAGCAUCUUCAAAAGAUCUUCAAUGCUUCGUCAGAACAUGGUGUAAUCUAUCUCAGUUUCGGAUCGAAUAUUAAAAGUAAAGACAUGAAUCCUCAACUUUAUCAAAUUAUUUUCAAAGCUUUAGCUGGUCUUAAGCAAACAGUUUUAUGGAAAUGGGAUGCUGUUGAGAAACCAGGAAAUGCUCCAAAUAUCUUCUAUGAGUCAUGGUUACCUCAAGAUGAUUUACUAGCCAAUCCAAAUGUGAAACUUUUUAUUACACAUGCUGGCAAAGGAGGUGUUACUGAAUCACAAUAUCAUGGUGUUCCAAUGGUAGCUAUACCAUUUUAUGCUGAUCAAAUUUCAAAUGGUGCUGCUGUAGAAAGAGACGGAUUUGGUGUGAAGAUUGAUCAGAAUACAAUGACAUCGGAGACAUUAAAAGCUGCAGUUAUGGAAGUUCUGGAGAAUCCGAAAUAUGUUAGAAAAGUUAAACAAUUUUCGUCACUUUAUCGGGAUAGACCAAUGCAUGCCAGAGAUACUGCUGUUUAUUGGUUGGAGUAUGUACUAAGACAUAAGGGAGCUUAUCACAUGCAGAGUCCUUUGGUGCAUUUGAGUGGAUUUCAGUAUUUAAGUUUGGAUGUAAUUGGUUUUCUAUUAUUAGUUGUAUUUUUAGUUUAUAAGUCAAUCACUAUUCCAACUAAGUUUGUGUAUAGAAAGAUUUUCGCAAAGAAGGAGCCUAAAAUUAAGGAAAAUUAA
This is a messenger RNA of Episyrphus balteatus (marmalade hoverfly), 1617 nucleotides long. Its product is annotated as UDP-glycosyltransferase UGT5-like. The record is from RefSeq and is a predicted model, not a curated record. The transcript has 3 exons. Lineage: Eukaryota; Metazoa; Arthropoda; Insecta; Diptera; Syrphidae. Bases 37 to 1617 code for a protein of 526 amino acids. Gene Ontology annotation, molecular function: UDP-glycosyltransferase activity.